AUGACAACAUCAGAGAACACAACAACAGUUAUAGUCCAUGAAGCUAUAAAUGAAGAAUACGAAUACAUACAAUAUAACAAACAACUUCGCCUCAUUCGUUCGGUCAAAGAUGACAUGUACCAAAUGCAAAGUAUAAUGAACGCUCUUCGUUCUACAAAGCAAGCAUAUCAUUGGUUUGAAAACCAACAGACAAAAGAACUUUUAGAAGAAUUUCCUCAUAUGAUUGCUUCCCUCGGAAAACCGAGAGAAGAGAUUCCGUAUGAAAAUCGCAAGAAUUUGGCUCCUGGUUUGAAAGGUUAUUAUGUUCAUAGACUUUUAGUAAACGCUGUAGCAAUGUGGGCUUCACCUCGUUAUGCUUGUUAUAUUUUCAUGAUGUUAGAUGAACUAUAUAAAGCAGAACGUGGAGAGAUGGAAAAGAAACUUCAAGCAAAAGAUGAAGUCAUUGAAUCCAAAGACAAAAGCAUACAGAAAAGAAUACCGCGUUCGGUACCAAAAGGAAAGGAAAAGAGUUAUAAGUAUAUGAUAUAUACUGAAGAGUUGGAGAAAGAAGAAGAUAAAGAU
Molecule: messenger RNA, 561 nt
Organism: Trichomonas vaginalis G3
Lineage: Eukaryota; Parabasalia; Trichomonadida; Trichomonadidae
Product: KilA, N-terminal/APSES-type HTH, DNA-binding family
Exons: 1
Source: RefSeq, a predicted model, not a curated record